Messenger RNA from Cladophialophora immunda, 1997 nucleotides. RefSeq lists its product as hypothetical. Gene Ontology annotation, cellular component: RNA polymerase II transcription regulator complex. Gene Ontology annotation, molecular function: DNA-binding transcription activator activity, RNA polymerase II-specific; transcription cis-regulatory region binding. The transcript has 3 exons. Bases 439 to 1404 code for a protein of 321 amino acids. NCBI's taxonomy places the organism in Eukaryota, Fungi, Ascomycota, Eurotiomycetes, Chaetothyriales, Herpotrichiellaceae. The record is from RefSeq and is a predicted model, not a curated record.
GAUUUUUUUUUCUUUUCCUCCCAAGCCCGAAGCUCAUAUCACAUCCUGAAUUAGUCGAGCUGGGGUUUCCAAGGGCGCGCGACCCACGGCAAAACAGGGUCGGAGCCACCACUCUUGGAUCGUUCUUGCAUCAGUUUUCAUAAGCCUUGCUUUUGCCUCCCACACCAUCCCGUGCUCCUCCUCUUCCCGUAAAAAAUCUGUUAGCUCAUUUGAUUACCUCACCCCCGUUCCAUCUCCGGGCUGUUCAUUGCACCUUCAUCCCUUAUCUCUGUUUCCUGUUGUCAACUAUCUCUCUGUUUUACGUGUUGGAUAUCAGCUCACCUCACGCGGCGCGCGCGCGUAUCGUUGUUUUACCCCUGGUCGCGUAUCUCGACAAUCGAACCCUUAUCGGCGCUUAUGCCAGGAACAUUGCAUUAGACUCGGUUGCGUGGAGAAGGAAUGGGCUCUGUCGCCAACACCGACGUCACGCUACCCGACGCUGUGGUGCCAAAACGGGAGUCGAGUGGUGAACGAUAUUCUUCCUCGUCAGCCUCGACCCCGGAGGCGGCAGACGACGCAGGAGGCGACGAAGGCCACAGCUCCAAGGAGCCAGCGCCUGCGCCGAAGCGUAAAGGAGGUAGAAAGCCGAUUUAUGCGACCUCAGAGGAACGCAAACAGCGUAACCGUCAGGCUCAGGCGGCUUUUCGCGAACGACGGACCGAGUACAUCAAACAACUCGAGUCAACCAUUCAGCACCAUGAGGAGACGCUCCAGAAUCUCCAGCAGAGUCACCGUGCUGCGGCCGACGAGUGUCUAAUGCUUCGGUACAAAAACUCGCUCCUAGAACGGAUUCUGCUUGAAAAAGGCAUCGACGUCCAAGCCGAACUCGCGCUCAAAGGGAGUCCCACCCUUCGACCACAUCGCGCGCCUCCCAUCACUGGGCAGGCUUCGCCAAUGCAAAAGGCCAUGCUCAGCAGACAGCAAGCAAGGCCUCGAACCACGAUGGCACCCCCAACUCAGACUGUAAAUCCUCCUUCCCAUGUUGGAGGCACGCGAAAUUUCGCAGGCUCACCCACAGCACAGCCCACUCCUCCUUCACAGCACUCCUCACCUUCCACAGCAAGAUCGCCUGGUUUUGCUUUGCAAGGUGGGAUGACUUCACCCGCGAUGGACAUGGCAACUCAGACACCUCAACAGCAGCUGCAGGCCCGAACCUUACCUCCACCGCAUCGCAGCUCGUUUCUUGCGCAGUCUAGGCACCAAGGACAUCCUAUGUCCGGACCGAGCACAUCGCAAGCUUAUCCUCCACGAACCCAACAAGAGAGCUACUAUCCAGCCUCUUUCCAGAAACAUUACACUCAACUCGGCAAGCUGACCCGUUCCAUUGUCCCCCUUCUUCCGCUUGUGGAGCUUUGUUCGUCCUAGACUGAUUCCGUGAGUACAGAGCAGGAGUACGAUGCGCAAGCCAGUAUCAUGGACGAUCUGGACGGCGACGACGUCGAUACCGAUAGCUUCAUCCCCAACUUUCGUCUUCCUCCCACCACGACGACAGCAGGCAUGUCCAUGGGCAUGCAGGCAUCGCCUCCAACGACCACUAGUGCGGCUAGUGACGGCGGCGGGGGAGGCGGAGGCGGCGGCAUUGUCAUCGAUCCAUACGAUCCCAUGCUGGAUGCCGACCCUUUCGGUCUGACUGCCAGCAUGCAUUUUCCCAACCCUUAUCCCUAUCCGCCUACACACGCCAGAAGGUGAAAAUGUGGGCCUUUUGUCACGAAAAAAACCUUUCCUCAUUGCUAUCUCAGCAUGAGUAUCAUCAUUCAUGAGUAUUCACAAAAUGGGCAUUUAGCGACGGUGCAUUUGCUUGCCAGCUGGGGGGCAUGAGGCUGAAGGUGACGGGUUUUCUGCGUGUAUGCACGCACCAUUUUGUUUCCAAGCGACACGCAAGUUUUAUGACCGCGGGAGAUUUUACUGCUUCCCUGUAGAUACCUAUUGCACGAACCCCUGAAAACGUUUAUAAUGCC